This is a messenger RNA of Canariomyces notabilis, 1390 nucleotides long. RefSeq lists its product as uncharacterized. Lineage: Eukaryota; Fungi; Ascomycota; Sordariomycetes; Sordariales; Chaetomiaceae. Gene Ontology annotation, biological process: mitochondrial translation. Gene Ontology annotation, cellular component: mitochondrial large ribosomal subunit. The record is from RefSeq and is a predicted model, not a curated record. The transcript has a single exon. The coding region runs from base 449 to 1135 and encodes 228 amino acids. Gene Ontology annotation, molecular function: structural constituent of ribosome.
CUUUGGUUUGACACUUUUCGGCCUCUAAAAUACAACGACGAAAACAAAGAUUUGAGGACCGAUUUUAGGUAUAUUCCUGUUGUACGAAAACUCAGGUGCGCACCUCAUCCCUGAGGUACUUUGAGUGGCGGACCCUGACAUUAAGUGGAAUGAUAACCUUAACGAUAAGCGCAAGGAACGGUCUGAUAAGGAUAGCACAAGCGGUCCGUUCUGUCCGCCGUAUCAAAAUUUCAACCUCACCCCCUUGUCCGCGAUAUUUGGAUGAUAGAUGAACCCAUUGACCGGCGAAAUCGCGCUUGUUGACGACACCAGCGCCCGGGCUGCGGGAAGAGGAGGGCAGGAAGACCAACAAAGUCCGUACAACACCCGAUCCAAUUGACCCGACCACCUCUCGAUUCAACAAAACGCCAGCAUCUAUCACCAAUCGAAACCCAAAGGGCCUACAAACAUGGGGAAACUCCCCUCCACCAUCCUCCGCCGGCCGUCCCUCGCCGCGGGCAGCCUCCCGUCGUCCUCAGCCCUGCCACAGACAGCAGCAACAACAACAGCCACUCUACACCGGCCGACAUUACCGGCGCAAUGCACCAACACACAGGCAGCCGGCGCCCAUCAAGUCCGGCACGCGACCUUUGUGGCCCGGCCGCGGCGGCCCUACAUGUUCACGCAGCUCGUGCAGCUGAGCGACGGCUCGACCUUCACGGUGCGCACAACAUCCCCUGCGGCGCUCUACAAAUCAGACAAGGAUACCCGCAACCACAUGCUGUGGCAGCCUAGCGAGAAGUCGCUCAAAAACGUCGAAGUGGACGAGGCUGGCAAGCUGGCGGCCUUCCGUGAGCGUUUCGGAAACGCCUGGAACCUCGAGGGUCCCAACGCGCCUGUUCAACAAGCAGCAGCGGCGGCGGCGGCGGCGAAGAAGGACGCGGUGGAGCCGAAGCAGGUAGAGGCAGCGGCAAAGGCGCCAAAGGGACGGGCAGUGGAGGAGCCCGCUGCCGCCGCCGCCCAGCAAGAUGACGCCGCCGCCUACGAUUCGUUGGUGGAUCUGAUCAGCAUGUACGCGACUGAGGACAAGAGCGUCAAGGGCGGGCUGAGUGCCAAGGACCAAGCGAGGAAGGAGAAGAGCGGCAAGAAGAAGUGAGGUCGAGGGUGUACUGGCGAUCAUGAGAUGUCAUGAAGCAGUGUAUACUGUACGAUAGUCAAUACUAGCAUUGUACAUUUCGAGGGUGCGUGCCAGCACAGUUAUGGAUGCAAGGGAAAGGAGCAGGUCACCAUGGAAGCAGUAGCCGUCCAGUAUGUGUAACGUCUCACGCCAAAUGACCAAGUGCGGAUUCAGGGCGUUCUCCUUAACCACGAUGGAGAUAGAACGGCGCAACAGCUAAUACAUACACAAUGC